This is a messenger RNA of Triticum urartu, 2653 nucleotides long. RefSeq names its product putative F-box protein At3g44060. Gene Ontology annotation, molecular function: protein binding. Lineage: Eukaryota; Viridiplantae; Streptophyta; Magnoliopsida; Poales; Poaceae. The record is from RefSeq and is a predicted model, not a curated record.
AGGAAGCCGGAGACUUCGCAGCAAAAAGGGCACAGUCUCCCCUCUGCAGGCUGCAGCCACCACGCACACCGGCGGCGCUGGCCGGAGAUGGAGCCGACCGGCCGGAGUACCAAGAGGAUGAGACCCGCGCCACCCGACAUCCACCAAUCGACGCCAGGUCCAGCGGAGACGACCGAUCUGGAAGCCACGACCGCGGGGAGAACCCAACACCCGCCGCCGGGAGCUGGGAGAGAUGGCGGCGAGGGGUCGCCGGACCGCAUCAGCGAUCUUCCCGACGCGGUCCUCGGCGAGAUAAUCUUCCUCCUCCCCACCAAGGACGGCGCCCGCACUCAAGCCCUCGCGUCCCGGUGGCGCCACCUCUGGCGCGCCUCCCCUCUCAACCUCGACUGCCGGGGCCUCUCCGGCAACUUCCCCGGCGCCAUACUCUCCGCCCACGGGGGCCCCGUCCACCGCCUCUGCCUCCCGUCGCUCCUCCUCCAGUACAGAGCCGAUGUGGCAGGCACCUGGCUCCGCUCCCCCUCCCUGGACAAGCUCCAGGAGCUCGAGUUCUACCUAGAGCUGCCAAUAACAUACAGAUUUUCGUUCUCAAGGUUACAGCUGCUGCAACCACCGCCGGCGUCCAUCUUCAGGUUCUCGUCCACUCUCCGCGUUGCCACCAUCAGUCAGUGCCAUCUCCCGGACAAUACUGUGGAGACGCUUCAGUUUCCCCUGCUCAAGAAGCUUGCGCUCGUGGAGGUCAAAAUCUCGGAGGGCUCGCUGCAGAGCAUCAUCACCUCCGGCUGCCCUGCCCUGGAAAGCUUGUUGCUCAGGACUAGUUUUGACAUCCGUGGUCUCAGGAUCAACUCCCCUAUCCUUAAAAGUAUAGGCGUUCAUUCUAGGUUUGUAGAACUCAUCAUUCAGGAUGCUCCUUCACUUGAAAGAUUGCUCUGUCUGAGAAUGGAUAUGAGAAUGCGAGUGUCAGUAAUCUCCGCACCUAGACUGGCGACCUUGGGUUACAUUUCUCAGGAUUCACCGGACUCCAAAAUCAUGUUUGGCUCCACAGUUAUUCAGAGAUUGUGCGUUGUUAGCCUGACAAUGGUGGUGCGUACUGUCAAGAUCUUGGCUGUCCAUAUGAAUUUUAAUCUGGAUAUGGUUAUUGAGUUGAUGAAAUGCUUUGUAUGCCUGGAGAAGUUGUAUAUGAAGAUUCAGACAGAUUCACCAGCAGGAACAAAUUUCUGGCGUCAUAAACACCGGAAUUUUAUCACAUCUCAGGACAUUCGUUUGAAGACCUUAGUGCUAGGGCAUUACCGAGGCAUCCAGGCACAAGUUAACUUUGUCACAUUCUUCAUACUGAAUGCGAAACUGCUAGAGUCCAUCCGACUUGAGGUUGAUUCCAGGGAUUACAAUGACGGAUUUUUCGCAGAACAAUGUAGGAUGCUUCAGAUGGAGAAAAGGGUUUCUAGAGGUGCUCAGCUCUGUGUUACAACAGGUUCUCACAAUGAUGUUUCGAGCACCGUUGACCUCAGUGAUUUGGAUUUGGUUGAUCCAUUCACAUGUAGAUGUUGAGAGUGGGCCUGGCUCCUGGUUGAGUUAUUCUUGCGUAUCUCAUUCUGUGGUUUUGCCCAAGCUUGAAAACAGGACCAAACGACGAUGGCCAGAGUCAGCUAUAUCAUGAAGAUAUCAUCUGCGGGUGCCCAUUUUGAUUGUCCACGGGUACACCUCCCAAACUGUUUCAUUUGCAGUGAAGAUUGUACAGUGUCUUCUCAAUGUCUAUUGCGAGCUUGCUUCGAGUUGCAUUCUUAUAUGCAAGAAGAAGACUCUGAAAGUAUCUAUCUGAGUUUGCAUAAAGGAAAAUUUCUGUUGUUCUUUCCACUGUCCAACGUUGGGUGUUUUGAACCAUGUUGUUUGAUUGACAAGCAGAUUGUCACCAUGAUGUUUCGAGUAUCAUUGAUCUCGGUGAUUUGGAUUUUUGUGAUCCCUUCACAUGUAUAUAGAUGAUGAAAGUCGGCCUGGCCCCUGGUGGAGUUAUUCUUGCAUAUCUCACUCUGUUUUGGUCCAAACUUAGCUAGUCUUUCUAACCUUGUGUUGUCCCUGAACUUUGUGUUAUUUAAACACUAAAAGAAAUCAGGACCAAACAACAAUGGCUGGAGUCAGCUAUAUUUUCUUUCUUUUUUUUCGAAACGGAGAUCAGCUAUAUUUUCUGGGGGUGCUCAUUUUGAUUGUCCACUGGAACACUGCUCAAAUUAUUCCAUUCACAGUGAAUAUUGUACAGUGUCUUCUCAAUGUCAUCGGGAAGCACCGAGGUGUCACUGAAUAUUGUAUCCAUCUGAGUUUUGCAUAGAGGAAAACUUCUCUUGCUCUUUCCAUCAUCUAGGUUCGCUGCUAAAGCUGGGAGUGUUGUGGUAAUUAAUUAUCAAUCGCUCACAACUUCAGAUUCGAUAACUAGGGUGUGUGGAACCAUGUUUUUUAACUGGGUUUUGUAAUCGUGGAGAUGGUUAUUCUCGUUUCGUGUUUUGCCCAAAGUAACUUUAUUAGGUCUCGUGUCUGUACUGUUGCUAAGUUUGUACUAUCACAACACAACAGUGUGAUGGUUAAAAACUAGCUACUUGUGAAGCCAUCAGCCAUGCCUGGUGAUGUCAGUUAUAUUCAGACUGCGGGGCUCAUUUUGAUUUUC